This is a messenger RNA of Hibiscus syriacus, 948 nucleotides long. Its product is annotated as homeobox-leucine zipper protein ATHB-13-like. The record is from RefSeq and is a predicted model, not a curated record. Gene Ontology annotation, molecular function: sequence-specific DNA binding; DNA-binding transcription factor activity, RNA polymerase II-specific. The transcript has 5 exons. Bases 1 to 948 code for a protein of 315 amino acids. Gene Ontology annotation, biological process: positive regulation of DNA-templated transcription. Gene Ontology annotation, cellular component: nucleus. NCBI's taxonomy places the organism in Eukaryota, Viridiplantae, Streptophyta, Magnoliopsida, Malvales, Malvaceae.
AUGGCUCCGCCACUGUCUAUUGGCCUUAGUUUUGAAGUGCUUUACAGAAAUGCAUAUAACAUGAUUUUGCACAAAUUUGAUGACAAGCUUUACACUGGACUGGUUACAACUAUGACUGUGCUACUCCAAGAAAUAUCGAUAUCUCUUGAGGCUGCACAAGAUUUCAUGCUCCAAGUCCAACCUCCUCAUGAUCAAGAAGAUCAUCAACGCCCCACUAAUUCCAUCGAUCAAAUUCUCCCUCAGGAAUUCCAUGGUGUUGCACCGUUUCCGGGGAAGAGAUCAAUUCCAUUUCCAGGGAUAGAUGUGUGUGACGAGGCAAACGGUGAGGAUGAUUUAUCAGACGAGGGUUCACAGGCAGGAGAAAAGAAGAGGAGGCUUAACAUGGAAAAGGUGAAGACAUUAGAGAAGAACUUCGAGUUAGGCAACAAGCUCGAACCUGAGAGGAAAAUGCAGCUGGCUAGAGCUCUUGGACUGCAACCCAGACAGAUUGCUAUUUGGUUUCAGAACAGAAGAGCCAGGUGGAAAACCAAACAACUGGAGAAAAAUUAUGAUCUUCUUAAGAGACAGUACCAAUUGAUCAAAGACGAUAAUGUCGCACUUCAAGCUCACAACAAAAAACUCCACGCACAGAUAAUGACACUGAAGAGCAGAGACGGAGCAAGUGAAUAUAUCAACCUGAACAAAGAAACCGAAGGCUGUAGCAGCAAUAGAAGCGACAACAGCUCCGAUGUGAAGUUGGAUAUGUCGGUAUCGGCACACGAGAGGCCGUUAACGACACUAGUGUUCCAGUCAGCAUCGUCGAAUUUGAGCCACGAUGAUCAUCAUAAUCAGCCACCUCAAAUGGUUAAAGAAGAAAGCCUCAUCACCAACAUGUUCUGCACCAUGGAGGAUCAAACCGGGUUUUGGCCAUGGCUCGACCUACAACAGCAACAACAUCAUUUCAAUUGA